UUUUUUUACAUUUUUUUUUUUACUGUGCACAACAAAACAAAAACCUAAGCCAGAAAUAUUUACAAAUAUUGCGUGCAUUAUAGUUUGAUUGUUGAUUUGUCAAAUCGAAUGUGUGGACAUUGGAAUACCAACAGCAACAGCAACAACAACAGCAACAGUCAGACAAAAAUCAAAUAAGAAGUGCAAAAUAUUUCUAACUAAUAACGAGUAUUCGAAAGUGAGCCUCUGCCUCAAGUGUUGCCCCCGCCGAGCCCAUACUCCGGCCCACCAUUUGUGAUUAUGAGCCGCAAUAGCCGCCGCAAGGUGCAACAUUAAAGUGUCGCCGUGUUCUUCCUAUACACAUACUAUAUGUAUGCGCGUACACAUACACAUAUAUAUUCCUAUUUGCACCGUUUAAAGUGACAGAAGCAAAUAACAAAGUGCCGCAGAGAGGAAGGAGACCCGUGUUCUACAUCCAUUGAGCUUUCAGGCAGGGAGCUGCUUUUAUUUGGCAGUCGCACUCAGCGUCGCAGCCUUUGGGCUGUUUUGCCAUACAAAAUGACAAAGGGAAGAAAACGCGAUCAUGGAAAACUACAAAAGAGGAAACCAACAGUUCGAAGAUGGCCGUGCCUUUUAUGGAGUGUUCUGUCACUCCUCAUUGUUGCUAUUGACGUCGCCCCUACUAUCGGCUCACCGCUGGCGGCGGGUCAUAGCUCCUCCACUCACGCACUGCCAUAUACCAGUUACCAGAAUCAGCGCUUCGCUAUGGAGCCACAAGAUCAGACAGCCGUUGUCGGAGCACGGGUAACCCUGCCCUGUCGUGUCAUCAACAAACAAGGCACGCUGCAGUGGACAAAGGACGAUUUUGGAUUGGGCACAUCGCGCGACCUGAGCGGCUUUGAGCGCUACGCUAUGGUAGGCAGCGAUGAGGAGGGAGAUUACUCGUUGGACAUCUAUCCGGUGAUGCUGGACGACGAUGCGCGCUACCAGUGCCAAGUGAGCCCCGGGCCCGAGGGCCAACCCGCCAUACGCUCCACAUUCGCCGAGCUGACCGUUCUGGUGCCACCAGAAGCCCCGAAAAUAACCCAGGGAACUAUUAUAUAUGCCACCGAGGAUCGCAAAGUGGAGAUUGAGUGCGUAUCUGUGGGUGGCAAGCCCGCGGCCGAGAUUACAUGGAUUGAUGGCCUCGGCAAUGUUCUAACGGAUAACAUUGAGUAUACGGUGAUACCGUUACCCGAUCAGCGACGGUACACGGCGAAAUCGCUGCUACGACUCACGCCCAAAAAGGAGCACCACAACACGAUUUUCACAUGCCAGGCGCAGAAUACGGCGGACCGCACCUAUCGCUCUGCCAAAAUACGUGUCGAGGUGAAGUACGCGCCGAAGGUAAAGGUGAAUGUCAUCGGCAUCGGUGGCGGCAGCGGUAUCGUCGGAAUCAGCGCAGGAGCUAUGGCCAUGUCCAAUGGCAUUCAUCGGAUCGUGGAACAUGCGCAGGUGCGACUCGAAUGCCGUGCGGAUGCCAAUCCAAGCGAUGUUCGCUACCGCUGGUACAUCAACGAGGAGCCAAUUAUAGGCGGUCAAAAAACUGAAAUGGUCAUACGCAAUGUGACGCGCAACUUCAAUGACGCCAUUGUCAAGUGUGAGGUACAAAAUUCGGUGGGAAAGAGCGAGGACAGCGAAACACUGGACAUAAGCUAUGCGCCCAGCUUUAAACAGCGACCGCAAUCCAUCGAGGCAGACAUUGGUAGCGUUGUCUCGCUGUACUGCGAAGUGGACAGCAACCCACAACCGGACAUUGUUUGGAUUCAACAUCCCAGCGACCGCGUUGUAGGCACAAGUUCCAAUCUCACAUUCAGCGUCAGCAACGAGACAGCGGGCCGUUACUAUUGCAAGGCUAAUGUGCCCGGCUAUGCGGAAAUUGCCGCUGAUGCGUAUGUGUACCUCAAGGGAUCGCCCAGCAUCGGAUCAGCACGCUAUCAAUACGGACUGGUGGGGGACACGGCUCGGAUCGAGUGCUUUGCCAGCAGUGUGCCACGCGCUCGCCACGUCUCCUGGACGUUCAAUGGACAUGAAAUCAGCUCGGAGUCGGGACACGACUAUUCGAUAUUGGUGGACGCUGUGCCAGGAGGUGUGAAGUCGACGCUCAUCAUACGCGAUAGCCAGGCCUACCACUACGGCAAAUACAACUGCACAGUCGUCAACGACUAUGGCAACGAUGUGGCCGAGAUACAGCUGCAGGCGCAAAAGAGUGUGCCCCUCCUAAUGACCAUUGUGGGUGGCAUUUCGGCUGUUACUAUACUGAUCGUCCUCACCUUGCUCAUUAUCGUGUACUUCAAGUGUAAGAAACGCACAAAACUGCCCCCUGCCGAUGUCAUAAGCGAGCACCAGAUCACCAAAAAUGGUGGAGUCUCCUGUAAAAUGGAACCAGGCGAUCGUACAUCGAACUAUAGCGAUCUCAAGGUCGACAUAUCGGGAGGAUACGUGCCCUAUGGUGAUUACAGCACCCAUUACAGUCCUCCACCGCAAUAUUUGACUACUUGCUCGACCAAAUCGAAUGGAAGCUCCACCAUACUGCAGAACAAUCAUCAAAACCAUUUGCAGUUGCAACAGCAGCAGCAGCAACAACAGCAGCUGCAGCCGCCGCCGCCAGUCCAAAGUGUGCCCAUGACAUUUCUAACAAACAGCGGCGGCGGCAGCCUUACGGGCAGCAUCAUUGGCUCACGGGAAAUACGCCAGGAUAAUGGUCUUCCUAGUCUGCAGUCGACAACAGCUUCUGUGGUUAGCUCCUCACCCAAUGGCAGCUGCAGCAAUCAGAGCACAGCAACCACCACGCAUGUGGUGGUGCCCAGUUCCAUGGCAAUGAGUGUGGAUCCACGCUACAGCGCCAUUUAUGGCAACCCCUAUUUGCGGACGUCCAACUCAUCGCUGUUGCCGCCACCAACGGCGGUCUAAAUUUGUCCAGUCUGAGCUUAUAUCGGGACAGUCAACACAACAACCACAGCAACCACAUCACAAGACUGAUCUCAAUAAACGGCAAGUGACCGAAGUCCCACAGAUGUGCUCAGUUGGUGAGUAGGGCCAACAAGGAAAGCAAAUUAACAAAAUAAAAAUAAAAAUGAUAAUGAAAAGGAAAUCAACAACAACUGGAGCCCAUCCAAUGUUCAGUAACCAAAAAUUCGAAUUGUGUAACAUAAAGAUAUAUCUUAGAAGGUAAGCAACGAAUUGAGAGGCAAUGUCUCCCGACACACGCAUACAUACUUAGCAAGUUAGAGCCACAUACUAGUAUGUCCAAUACUAGUGAUGUAUUUAUGCAUUAACUACUAAGUAAUAUAAUUGUUUGUUUUUCGAAUAGUCAAAAUUCAAGAGACAGUCUCUCAACUUAGCCUUAGCAAGUGAGUUACUUACAAGAAUACAUGUACGGAUAACAAUUUUUUUUACUAGCCCUAGCUUAGACUAAUAAGAAAUUCCUUACACUAGGCUGAAAUAAUGCGCAUUUAAACAAAAAGGACAAAAGCAAAAAAAAAAAGAAAAAACAAGAUUUACCUUGCUUCGUAAUAAGAAACGCCUUACAAAAAUUAUUUAUUUCAAAAAUAUUAGCUGUUAGAGGAAAGGAGGAGGAAAGGAGAAAUAUAAAUUUCAAAAUUGUCUUUUUUGCAUUAUUUGUUGCACGGAAUUAAUUACAAAUUAAAACUUAAAUGUGGCUAAACAUACGAGUAUGAGUCGUUCUCUGUGCAAUGGUUUUUUGCCAUUGCUUGCUGGCGCUCAAAAGUAGGCAAUAGUUUUCAACAGAUAAGUAAUGCAAGCAAAUAAGAUUCAGAACAGAACAAAAGACAUACUUAAAUGAGAAUAUUAACGAAAAUUAAAUACGCUACAAAAACGAAUUCAUUUAUAUAAACUUAUAUAUGCAGCGUUUGCUUUAAUGUUUAAUGUUGAGAGCAUUUUAUAUACACACAUCCAAACAUGCAUAUGACACACACACACACACACACACACAUACAUCUAGAAGUACAUUUAUGAAGAGUUGUAGUUGUUUAAGAAAAUAUGCCAAAGUACCUGAUAGUAUUUAAGUUGUCUUCUCCUGCUUUCAUCGUGUGUGUAGCCCUCAGCUAUUUAUGAUUGGGGCUGAAGAAUGAAGAAUGUUUAUGUAGCAUUUAAGUCAAUGAUAUAUUAUCAAAAUGCGGUUGCAGUGCUGCACGCAUACAAGUAUACUCGUAGCAUGUGUGUGUGCAUUAAUACACUUGCAAGCCAGGAAACCAGCAAACAAACAACCGAACGAACAAACUAUUUACUAGAAAAUCCACUUCUGCCAGCUCAACAGACCCUUUUUCUUGUGGUCACCCACAUACACACAAACACAUAAACACACGCGCUCGCGUUCCAUUGCAGAACAAAGCUUGCCUAGAAGAAGAAUGCUUUAGCUCUUCACUUUUCACCAAAUCUCAGCUCAGCAUGCACUCGAUUUUUUGACUACAAUCAUUUAUAAAUACCAUAUAAUUUACGUUAAGUUUCGCUAAGUGUAUCUAUAAGGUAUUUAAUAGCGUAAUGGCUAAGUAUGCAUGUAUGUACA
Scaptodrosophila lebanonensis is the source of this 4546-nucleotide messenger RNA. It is a transcript of the gene rst, whose product is annotated as irregular chiasm C-roughest protein. Gene Ontology annotation, cellular component: cell-cell junction. The coding region runs from base 538 to 2931 and encodes 797 amino acids. NCBI's taxonomy places the organism in Eukaryota, Metazoa, Arthropoda, Insecta, Diptera, Drosophilidae. Gene Ontology annotation, biological process: cell-cell adhesion. The record is from RefSeq and is a predicted model, not a curated record. The transcript is spliced from 8 exons. Gene Ontology annotation, molecular function: cell adhesion molecule binding.